AUGAGCGUCUCCCUGGUGGUCCUUCGCUUGGAGCUGGCCGAGUCUUCGCCCGUGCCGGGCGGCUUCUCCUACUGCGGUGACGCUACUGAGAUGUCUAAUGAGGCCAUUCAGGAGACGUCGCUGGCGGCCGCUUCGGUGAGCUUGGAGGGCAAGGCGCCCGUGGAGAGGGCGGCCAUAAUCCACCAACACAUUGGCCGGCGGGAGAUGACGGACGUGAUCAUUGAGACGAUAAAGCCGGAUCCAGAUGAGGUGAAAUCGAUGAUGGAAAAAGCUGGCGCAGCGGAGGCUUCCUCCCCUGAGGAUCCCAAUAAUCAGGACGGCCAGAGUGGAAGCAUUGGGAGUACACCGGAUUCUCCGUCAAAGCAGCUCCCUGACCAGAUUUCCUUUUUCAGUGGGAAUCCUUCUGUUGAAAUAGCUCACGGCAUUAUGCACCUGUACAAGACAAACAAAAUGACCUCAUUAAAAGAAGAAGUGCGGCGUAGCGCCAUGCUGUGUAUUCUCACAGUCCCUGCCACAAUGACCAGCCACGACCUCAUGAAGUUUGUGGCUUCUUUUUAUGAUGUCAUUGAACACAUGAAAAUCAUCCGAGAUUCCACCCCAAACCAGUACAUGGUCCUCAUCAAGUUCCGGACCCAGGCAGAUGCGGACAGCUUCUACAUGGCUUGCAACGGUCGGCAGUUUAACUCCAUAGAAGAGGACGUUUGCCAGCUCGUCUAUGUGGAAAGGGCAGAGGUCUUCAAGUCAGAAGAUGGGGCCAGCCUCCCCGUCAUGGAUCUGACCGAGCUCCCCAAAUGCACCGUCUGCUUGGAGAGGAUGGAUGAGUCGGUCAACGGGAUCCUGACCACGGUCUGCAACCACAGCUUCCAUAGUCAGUGUCUGCAGCGUUGGGAGGACACCACCUGCCCCGUCUGCAGGUACUGCCAGACUCCAGAGCCUGUGGAAGAAAACAAGUGUUUUGAAUGUGGAGUCCAAGAAAACCUUUGGAUAUGUCUCAUCUGUGGGCACAUUGGAUGCGGGCGUUACGUGAGCCGGCACGCGUACAAGCACUUUGAGGAGACACAACACACCUACGCCAUGCAGCUGACCAAUCACAGGGUCUGGGACUACGCCGGCGACAAUUACGUCCACCGUCUGGUGGCCAGCAAAACGGACGGGAAGCUGGUUCAGUACGAAUGCGAGGGGGAUGUGUGUCAAGAAGAGAAAAUUGAUGCCUUACAGUUAGAAUAUUCCUACUUGCUAACCAGCCAGUUGGAGUCCCAGCGCAUCUACUGGGAGAACAAGAUCGUCCGAAUAGAAAAGGACACAGCCGAAGAAAUCAAUAACAUGAAGACAAAAUUUAAAGAGACCAUUGAGAAAUGCGACUCGCUUGAACACAAACUGAACGACUUACUGAAGGAGAAACAGUCGCUCGAAAGGAAAUGCGCCCAGCUAAACACCAAGCUGUCCAAGCUGACCAGCGAGCUGAAGGAAGAGCAGGAGAUGAACAAAUGCCUGCGGGCCAACCAGCUCCUGCUCCAGAACAAGCUGCGGGACGAGGAGAAGCUCCUGAAGGAGACCUGUGAGCAGAAGGACCUCCAGAUCACCGAGAUCCAGGAGCAGCUCCGGGACGUCAUGUUCUACCUGGAGGCCCAGCAGAAGAUCAACCACCUGCCGGCGGAGGCCAGACAGGAGAUCCAGGACGGGCAGAUCAACAUCCCCGUGGCCUCUUCGGCGGGUUCCUCCGCGGGGGGCAGCGGGAAGCCCCCCUCCCGCAAGGGAAGAAGCAAAAGGGGCAAGUGA
Protobothrops mucrosquamatus (brown spotted pit viper) is the source of this 1779-nucleotide messenger RNA. It is a transcript of the gene BRAP, whose product is annotated as BRCA1 associated protein. The transcript has 12 exons. Gene Ontology annotation, molecular function: nucleic acid binding; ubiquitin protein ligase activity; zinc ion binding. Lineage: Eukaryota; Metazoa; Chordata; Lepidosauria; Squamata; Viperidae. Gene Ontology annotation, biological process: protein ubiquitination; Ras protein signal transduction. The coding region runs from base 1 to 1779 and encodes 592 amino acids. The record is from RefSeq and is a predicted model, not a curated record. Gene Ontology annotation, cellular component: cytoplasm.